Messenger RNA from Haliotis rufescens (red abalone), 873 nucleotides. RefSeq names its product protein RNA-directed DNA methylation 3-like. NCBI's taxonomy places the organism in Eukaryota, Metazoa, Mollusca, Gastropoda, Lepetellida, Haliotidae. The transcript is spliced from 2 exons. The coding region runs from base 1 to 873 and encodes 290 amino acids. The record is from RefSeq and is a predicted model, not a curated record.
AUGUCGGCAAGACUAUCGGCUCGUGGUAUAAAACCUAGCUCGGGUCGCAUGAAACCUGAUAUACCCCGACACAUGAAGGACGGAAGCACCCUGCACGGCAGAACGAAGGACGAUAGCACCCUACACGACAGAAGAAAUGAUGGUGACACCCUGCACGGCAGAACGAAGGACGAUAGCACCCUACACGGCAGAAGGAAGGACGGUGACACGCUACACGGUAGAAGGAAGGACGGUGACACUCUAUACGGUAGAAGGGAGGACGGUGACACGCUACACGGUAGAAGGAAGGACGGUGACACGCUGCACGGUAGAAGGAAGGACGGUGACACCCUACACGGCAGGAGGAAGGAUGGUGAAACCCUGCAUGGCAGAAGGAAGGACGGUGACACGCUACACGGCAGGAGGAAGGACGGUGACACCCUACAUGGCAGGAGGAAGGACGGUGAUACCCUGCAUGGCAGAAGGGAGGACGGUGACACGCUGCACGGUAGAAGGAAGGACGGUGACACCCUACACGGCAGGAGGAAGGACAUUGAUACCCUACACGGUAGAAGGAAGGACGGUGACACGCUGCACGGUAGAAGGAAGGACGGUGAUACCCCACGCGACAGAAGGAAGGAAGUAAUACCCGACACGGGAGAAGUAAGGACGGUAUCACCCUACACGGAGGAAGAAAGGACGGUGAUGCCCCACGCGACAGAAGGAAGGACGGUGACAUGCUACACGGCAGAAGGAAGGACGGUGACACCCUACACGGCAGAAGGAAAGACAGUGAUGCCCUACACUGUAGAGGGAAGAACGGUAGCGCCCUACACGGCAGAAGGAAGGACGGUAUCACCCUACACGGCAGAAAGAAGGACGGUGAUACCCUAA